AAGAGAUGGUGAAUAAUAAAAAAAUAAUACAGUUCAAGAUAUAUAUUUCAUUGCUUUAAGAUUUUUCAAAUAAAGUUAGUAUCCAAGUUAUCCAAUCUGAAAGCAAAGAAAUAAAGAUGAGGAUCCACAUAUAUGCUUUUAUAUGCUACAUGGCAACUACUAUAAACGGUGUGGAACAUGGCAAGAAUUUCGUCUGUUAUUUCACAAACUGGGCUCAGUACAGGCCGGGUGAAGCAAAGUUCGAUGUAUCAGAUGUGGAUCCAUUCUUAUGUACUCACAUCGUUUAUUCAUUCGUGACAAUGGACAGUGAUCUUGAGUUGGCGCUGCGAGAAUGGAAUGGCAUGGAUUUGAUAAACGCGCUUAUGGCAUUGAAAAAUCAGAAUGAAGCAUUGAAGAUAACAGCAGCAAUAGGGGGUUGGAAAUUCGGAACUACAAAAUUUUCUCAAGUUGUGUCGACUCCGGAAAAAAUUAAGAAAUUCGCAACAACAAGUUUGGCGUUUUUAAAGAAGUACGGAUUCGAUGGACUUGAUUUGGACUGGGAAUAUCCCGGAAGUAGAGAAUCCACCGCUGUAGAUAAGGAGAGAUUUACUCAGCUGUGCGAGAUAUUAAAAGAUACCUUCAGGAAGGAUGCCAUCGCCACCGGCGAAGUGGAGCUUUUGCUGACAGCCGCAGUUCCUGCCGGAAAAACGACUAUCGAAAAUGGUUACGAAAUAAAUGAAGUUUGCAAGCAUCUAGACUUGGUUCAUCUGAUGACUUACGAUUUGCAUGGUGGUUGGGCUGAUGUAACCGAUCACAACAGUCCAUUGUAUGGAGGAUCAGUUGAAUACGACGGAGAUGAAAAGUAUCAUAACGUCGAUUUUGCGGUGAAUAAAUGGCUUGAUGGAGGAUGUCCAAAAGAAAAACUUGUCAUGGGAAUACCAACAUACGGAAGAUCAUUUAAAUUAGCGGACAAAUCUCAAACUGGAUAUGGAUCAAGAGCACUUGGUGCCGGAAAUAAAGGAAAGUACACUAGAGAAGAUGGAUUUCUUGCUUAUUAUGAGAUCUGCAACUUGGUUGAUGAUGACACAGAAUUAAUAUGGGAUGAUCAUGCUCAAGCUCCUUACAUUGUAGUUGGUGACCAAUGGAUCGGUUUUGACGACGAGGAAUCAGUAAAGAAAAAGGUUGAAUAUCUGAAUAAAAAAGGUCUUGCUGGAGCGAUGAUUUGGGCCCUUGAUCUGGAUGACUUUGAUGGAAAAUUGUGUUCUGGAGACAACAGAAAAUAUCCAUUAUCAAAUGCAAUCAAGGAAGAACUGAACAAAGACAAAAAUGUAUCGUCAACACCUACAGAAGAAAAUGAUGUCGCCGAGCCUUGCAUGGGUCCCGACUGCUAUUCUUCCUGCAACACUCGCGAACCAGAUGAGACGGAUUGCCAGUGUUUUUACAAAUGCAUAUCUGGGACACGAUCUCCAGCUUGCUGUACGUCUGGCCUGUUGUUCAAUCGACAAGAAGGAAUGUGUGAUUAUCCAUCAAAUACCGACUGCGCUCAACCCGACGAAAUACCCGAGACUGGGACCGCAACUUCAUCUACAGCAUCUUCUACCAUGAGUUCAACAGAGCAAAUACCUGUAACGGAAAUACCUUUAUCAUCAACUGUUUCAACAAAUCCGUCUUCUGAUUCUGAUGUAUUACCCUAUUCAACUACUACAAUUACUGCUGGUGAAGAGUUCUCGUGUAAAGGAAGAAAUGGAUAUUUCGGAGACCCCGUCAACCCACACAUCUAUCACGAAUGUUCUAUUGGGCAUCAUAAAGCUACUUUAGAGUGUCCAAAAGGUGCGGUCUUUCGUGGAACCUUUUGCACAUGGAACAGAAAAUAGCAUUUCUAUGAUAAGCUCAGUCCAUAUAGGCGGCAUCUAUCCCAAUACUACUUUUUGAAUAUCAUUGCACGAACUUUGAUUUGUACCAAAUUUGAAAAUUUUCUACCAGUCAAUUUUCUAACUCUUUUUCUUGUCACACGUGGACGCUGUUAGUUGUAUUGUCACAACAAGACGAUUAACGAUAUAUUUUUGUUUUGGUAAUAGAAAACACUGACUGACUGUGUCACUCGGUAAAUAGCAAUUUUUGGAUGUGAAUUUUUUUUUAUCUAUCAAUAUUAUCGUUGAAUCUUUACCGCUCGACAACUGCCAUAGUUGCGUUUGCUUGCGUUGACUUGGAUUUCUAUAUUGUUGUAUUAUUGGUUCCGCUGUUUUGAAAAUAUGACAUCACAAAAAUAAAUAUUUGCUUCAACGAACUGAAUUUAUGUAUUGUAUAAGUGAUGAUGUCAUAAUCGGAGUGCAUGUAAGUGACUGAUUAGUCGACAUUUUUUUUCAAAUUAAAUGUUCUCUGCACCUUUCCCCAGUAUUUUACUUCUUAUUCCACAUUUUAUAGCUUUGUGAAUAUUUAAUCGUAUAUCUCACUAAUAUCCGAAAUAUAAUAAUUUAUACUCUG
This is a messenger RNA of Styela clava, 2463 nucleotides long. Its product is annotated as chitinase-3-like protein 1. Gene Ontology annotation, molecular function: chitinase activity; chitin binding. The record is from RefSeq and is a predicted model, not a curated record. Gene Ontology annotation, biological process: chitin catabolic process; carbohydrate metabolic process. NCBI's taxonomy places the organism in Eukaryota, Metazoa, Chordata, Ascidiacea, Stolidobranchia, Styelidae. Gene Ontology annotation, cellular component: extracellular region.